UAACGCGAUACCAGCUUGUGAAUGAACAUUGGGAUACUCGGAAGUGUGGCGUACUCCAGUCCUGUGUUUACGGAUAGACCGGAAGUGUGGCUUCGUUUACAGUUCGGCACGUAGGACGGAGAGUAGUGCAUCUAGAGACAUAUUCCCAACGGAUUUGACAUGGUGUUUGGUCUUGAAUGGAAUUGUAGUCUUAGGCCAGUCUUAGGUUUUUGAACAGGAUAGUAGGUAUCCGGAGUCGAUUGAGGGCCAGAGCAGGCACCGGGGUUCGGAUCCUGGGCAAAGUUCCCCACGUUGAGGGUCUCGAGGACGCCUAGAUCUCUUUCCCAGGGCCAUGGCGAACCCGAAGCUGUUGGGACUGGAGCUAAACGAGGCGGAGGCGAUAGGUACUGAUUCGGCGCGAUUUGAGGAGCUGCUGCUGCAGGCCUCGAAGGAGCUCCAGCAAGCCGAGACAACCAGACCAGAAUCGACACAAAUCCAGCCUCAGCCUGGUUUCUGCAUAAAGACCAACUCUUCGGAAGGGAAGGUUUUCAUCAACAUCUGCCACUCCCCCUCUAUCCCUCCUCCCGCCGACGUGACCGAGGAGGAGCUGCUUCAGAUGCUAGAGGAGGACCAAGCUGGGUUUCGCAUCCCCAUGAGUCUGGGAGAGCCUCAUGCAGAACUGGAUGCAAAAGGCCGGGGCUGUACCGCCUACGACGUAGCUGUCAACAGCGACUUCUACCGGAGGAUGCAGAACAGCGAUUUCUUGCGGGAGCUCGUGAUCACAAUCGCCAGGGAGGGCCUUGAGGACAAAUACAACUUGCAGCUGAAUCCGGAAUGGCGCAUGAUGAAGAACCGGCCAUUCAUGGGCUCCAUCUCGCAGCAGAACAUCCGCUCGCAGCAGCGUCCUCGGAUCCAGGAGCUGGGGGACCUGUACACGCCUGCCCCCGGAAAAGCUGAGUCAGGCCCUGAAAAGCCUCACCUGAACCUGUGGCUGGAAGCCCCCGACCUCCUCUUGGCCGAAAUUGACCUCCCCAAACUGGAUGGAGCCCUGGGGCUGUCGCUGGAGAUCGGGGAGAACCGCCUGGUGAUGGGGGGCCCCCAGCAGCUGUAUCAUCUAGACGCCUAUAUCCCGCUGCAGAUCAACUCUCAUGAGAGCAAGGCAGCCUUCCACCGGAAGAGAAAGCAAUUAAUGGUGGCCAUGCCGCUUCUGCCGGUGCCUUCUUGAUCAGGGUGUCUCCCUGCGCUUCCGAGAUGUGGAGAAGGGCCUCCCUAAAGUUGAAAUAAAAGAUUUUUGCCUUU
This is a messenger RNA of Symphalangus syndactylus (siamang), 1278 nucleotides long. It is a transcript of the gene PIH1D1, whose product is annotated as PIH1 domain containing 1. NCBI's taxonomy places the organism in Eukaryota, Metazoa, Chordata, Mammalia, Primates, Hylobatidae. The record is from RefSeq and is a predicted model, not a curated record. Gene Ontology annotation, biological process: rRNA processing; box C/D snoRNP assembly. Gene Ontology annotation, cellular component: R2TP complex; cytoplasm; ribonucleoprotein complex.